Spodoptera littoralis (African cotton leafworm) is the source of this 3164-nucleotide messenger RNA. Lineage: Eukaryota; Metazoa; Arthropoda; Insecta; Lepidoptera; Noctuidae. The record is from the annotation of a GenBank genome assembly.
AUGCAUCGCGCAAGGGUUAUAUUUCAACUGUCAAGUAAAGUUGGGAACAAUGAACGGUUCGCAUCAUGGCUCCUAAACAAACCACAGACAACUGCGGGGUCAGUAGUCGGAUAUAGGCACAAAAGCUCGGCGGCUGCUGAACCCUUCCUCAAUGGCUCCAGCUCAGCAUACGUGGAGACCAUGUACAACUCAUGGCUCGCAGACUCCAGCUCUGUACAUGCGUCAUGGGAUGCGUUUUUCCGCAAUGCGACAGCUGGAGCUCAGCCCGGCACAGCGUACACAGCGCCCCCGAACCUCGCGCCUACAACAAGAAUGAAGUCCCACUCACCUCCCUGGUACCAGCUAGUGCUGGUAUGCCAUCCAUUGCUGCAGGAUCUCCGAUUAACGAGAAGAUAAUCGACGACCAUCUAGCUGUGCAGGCUAUCAUCAGGAGUUACCAGGCUCGCGGUCACCUGGCGGCCGACGUGGACCCGCUCGGCAUCACGACGGCGAACCUGCCUCAGCUAGGCAUGCGCGGCCCAAGCUCCGAGCUCAUCAUGAGGAAAUAUUUCAAUUUUGAUGAAGCUGAUAUGGACAGAGUUUUCAAAUUACCAUCCACUACUUUCAUUGGUGAGAAAGAGAAAGCGUUACCGUUGAGGGAAAUCUUGAACCGUCUGGAGCAGGCAUACUGCAACAACAUCGGUAUUGAGUUCAUGUUCAUCAACUCGUUGGAGCAAUGCAACUGGAUCAGGCAGCGCAUCGAGCCUCCCAAUGUUGGCAAGAUGAGCAACGACCAGAAGAGGCUGAUCCUCGCUCGUCUCACCAGAUCCGCUGGGUUUGAAAACUUCUUGGCGAAGAAAUGGUCGUCAGAGAAACGUUUCGGUCUGGAAGGUUGCGAGAUCUUGAUCCCGGCGAUGAAGCAGGUCAUCGACGUCUCCACUCGUCUUGGAGUCGAGUCCAUCAUCAUGGGCAUGCCUCACAGAGGUCGUCUGAACGUCGUCGCCAACGUCUGCCGCAAACCUCUCCACCAGUUGUUCACCCAAUUCGCCGCCCUCGAAGCCGAAGAUGACGGCUCCGGUGACGUGAAGUACCAUUUGGGAACAUACAUCGAGCGUCUGAACCGUGUGACGAACAAGAACAUCCGCCUGGCUGUAUGCGCCAACCCGUCUCACUUGGAGGCCGUCGACCCCGUCGUGCAGGGCAAGUGCCGUGCUGAGCAGUUCUACCGCGGUGACAAUGAGGGCAAGAAGGUGAUGUCUCUCCUGCUGCACGGUGACGCCGCGUUCGCCGGACAGGGCGUCGUGUUCGAGACGAUGCAUCUGUCGGACCUGCCCGCCUACACCACGCACGGCACCAUACACAUCGUCGUCAACAACCAGAUCGGAUUCACUACUGAUCCCAGGCACUCGCGCUCCUCUGCUUACUGCACAGACGUUGCGCGUGUAGUGAACGCCCCGAUCUUCCACGUGAACGGCGACAACCCCGAGGCAGUGAUGCACGUGUGCAACGUGGCGGCGGAGUGGCGCGCCACGUUCCACAAGGACGUCGUCAUCGACAUCGUCAGCUACCGCCGCAACGGACACAACGAGAUUGACGAGCCCAUGUUCACGCAGCCACUCAUGUACCAGAAGAUCCACAACACUAAGCCCGUUCUGGAGAAAUACGCCGACCAACUGAUCAGCGAGGGCGUGGUCACCGCCGCGGAAGCGAAAGACGUGAAGGACAAAUAUGAGAAGAUCUGUGAAGACGCCUACACACAGGCCAAGCAGGAGACACACAUCAAGUUCAAGGACUGGCUCGACUCGCCCUGGUCCGGAUUCUUCGAGGGCAAGGACCCACUUAAGAUGUCCCCAACUGGUGUAGUAGAAGAGACCUUGGUGCACAUUGGCAAGCGUUUCUCUUCCCCCCCUCCCAACGCAGCUGAGUUCGAGAUUCACAAGGGUCUGCUCCGUAUCCUGAAGGCUCGUAUGGCGAUGGUGGAGAACAGACAGGUGGACUGGGCGCUGGGUGAGGCGAUGGCCUUCGGAUCCCUGCUCAAGGAAGGCAUCCACGUCAGACUGUCCGGAGAGGACGUCGAGCGUGGAACUUUCUCACACAGACAUCACGUACUCCACCACCAGAAGGUAGACAAGGCGACAUACUGCUCGCUCUGCCACCUCUACCCCGACCAGGCUCCAUACACCGUCUGCAACAGUUCACUUUCUGAAUACGCCGUGCUUGGUUUCGAGGUGGGUUACUCGAUGACAAACCCGAACGCUCUGGUACUUUGGGAGGCUCAGUUCGGAGACUUCAACAACUGCGCGCAAUGUAUCAUUGACCAGUUCAUCUGUAGCGGACAGGCCAAGUGGGUGCGACAGUCCGGACUCGUACUUCUGCUACCUCACGGCAUGGAGGGCAUGGGCCCCGAGCACUCGUCAGCCAGGCCCGAAAGGUUCCUCCAGAUGUGCGCUGACGACCCCGACUACAUGCCUCCUGAGAGCCCCGACUAUGAAGUGCGUCAACUGCACGACUGCAACUGGAUAGUGGCGAACUGCUCCACCCCGGCGUCAUACUUCCACAUCCUGCGACGACAGAUUGCCCUUCCCUUCCGCAAGCCUCUCAUCCUCAUGACUCCCAAGUCUCUGCUGCGUCACCCCGAGGCCAAGUCCUCAUUCGAUGAAAUGAAGGACGGCUCAAGCUUCAGAAGAGUGAUCCCCGAUGACGGCGCAGCAUCCCAGGACCCGAAAUCUGUCCGCAAGCUAUCGUUCUGUACCGGCCGCGUCUACUACGACCUGCUCAAACACAGGCGCGAGAAGGGACUCGAGAAGGACAUCGCUAUUGUCAGAGUGGAACAGAUCUCGCCAUUCCCCUACGAUCUGAUCAAGGCUGAGAUUGAGAAGUACCCGAACGCGAACAUUGUAUGGAGCCAGGAGGAGCACAAGAACUCUGGCUACUGGGGCUACGUGGAACCAAGGUUCCGCACUCUCUUACAGAACCAGAAGACCGUCAGAGUAAAGCCACAAAGUGGUAACUGGUUUACUAAACUUUUCGGCCGGGAAGAGAAGCCGGUCUCAGACGAGGCUGAGCCAGUGCCGCGUACCAUUAGCUACCACGGACGCGCGACGGCCGCGGCCCCCGCCACCGGAUCCAAGGCAGCUCACAACAAGGAGCUCAGGAACCUUCUCGAAGAGUUCUGCGUGCUAUAA